UAAAAUGACUCAUUUGAUCGUAAAGGUUGCUGACCCCUUGGGUUGGUGAUGAUGAGUGGAUGGCCAGGCUAAGGAGGUUUACUGCCGCAGGAAUUUGGCCCUCUGAAACUGGGAAUAGGCUAGCUCCAAGACAGAAGAAAUGGCAAGAUCUUUAUCAGAAGAGGGCAGAUAUCUUUGGUGGAAUACAGAGCUGUGUUUGUGGAUUUCAUUCAGCAAAGGUUGUUCCCACUGGUGCUACUGGUACUGGUACGCCCCCAGUACUAACUGCUGCCACCUCCUGUGUUGCCACAUCUACAUCUGUUGCUCCAGCCAUUUCAAAACAACCAAUGACAGACAGCUGGACUCAGCCAGUCUUCUAGCAUGGUACGUGGAAGGGGGCUGGUCCAUCGUGGGACAUGGUGUCAAGGUUUUUGGGAAAAGGACAAGCCUUCACUAUGCAGUCCUGUGCCAGGUGUGGGUUUGUGGUCUACCGGCUGAAAAGAUCAACUGCAUUGACCAGAACUGGCAUAAAGCGUGUUUUCACUGUGACGUCUGCAAGAUGGUGCUCACGGCCAACAACUUUGUCAGCCACAAGAAAAGGCCGUACUGCUCUGUACACAAUCCGAGGAACAACACAUUCACAAGCGUCUAUCAGACCCCCAUCAACAUCAACGCAAAGAAGCAAAGCAUGGCGAGCAGUGAGCUGAAGUAUCGCGAAGAUGGCGAGCGCUUUAUGUCCACCUUCCACCAGGACAUGAGGUCCAUGGAGCUGGAGAAGGCUCGCCUAGCCAAUCAGAUGACCAGCCAGGCCUUCCAGUCUCAGUCUGAGUUCUCACAGCAGCAGACAUGGUACUCAGGCUCGGUGACCAACCAGGAGAUAGUAACGAUGUCUCAGGCCCAGAAGAACAUCAGUGACGUGAAGUACACAGAAGAAUACGAGCAGUCAAAAGGGAAAGGCAGCUUCCCUGCCAUGAUAACACCAGGUUACCAGGCUGCUAAGACAGCCAAUACUCUGGCCAGUAGCCUGGAAUAUAAAAAAGGACACGAGGAGAGAGUGUCAAAGUACACCACGUUUGUUGACCCCCCAGAGGUGCUUUUGGCCAAGAAACAAGGACAAAUUGUUAGCGAUUAUGCCUAUACAGAAGAGUAUGAGCAGCAGAGAGGUAAAGGUAGCUUUCCUGCACAUAUUACACCUGGAUACCAGAUGUCAAAGAAGGCCGGUGAGCAGGCCAGUGAUAUAAAGUAUCGUCAUGUGUAUGAACAAGAGAUUAGAGGUAAAGCCAGCGCUGAGGCAGCGGUAACUGAAGCAGCUCACGCCAGAGAAAAUGCAGAGAACUUCAGCCAGAUUGCCUAUACCGAGCAGUAUGAGCAGCAGCGAGGCAAAGGAAGUUUCCCUGCCAUGAUCACUCCUGGUUAUCAUCUUGCAAAGAAGGCUCAGGAAAAUGCGAGCAAUCUCAAAUACAGGAAGGACAUAAGCAAGAUGAAGGGCACCUCACACUUCCAUAGCCUGACGUCCGAGGACAAUCUGGCUCUAAAGAACGCCCGAAAGAUCAACAAGAUUGUCAGCGAGGUGGAGUAUAAGAAGGACCUGGAGAACACCAAAGGUCACAGCAUCAAUUUCUGUGAGACACCACAGUUUCAAAAUGCAGCUAAAAUCGCCAAGUUCACAAGUGAUAACAAGUACAGAGAGAAGUACAGCGACAUGAAGAACCACUAUGAAGACUCAGGAAUCGAUAAGAGGACCAUGCAUGCCAUGAAAGCCAGGAAUCUUGCCAGUGAUAUUUCUUAUAAACAAGGCUGUGAACAGGAGCAGGGUGAAUACAACUACCCCGCCACCCUCACACCAGGCUACCAAAGCCAAAGGAAACUGGACCCACUAAAAGACAAGAACUACAGGCAGCACAUCGACCAGGUCAAGUACAGUCAAGCAACAGACACGCCUGAGAUUCUUUUAGCGAGGAAAAACGCUCAGCUUGUCAGCAAUCUAAAUUACAAAAAGGGCUAUGAAAAGACCAAACAUCAGUACACACUAUCCCAGGACCUGCCCCAAAUCAUAACUGCCAAAGCCAACGCUGCCUUGUGCAGUGAUAUCAAAUAUAAGGAGGAGUGGGAGAAAAAUAAGUCUAAAUCCUGCGACAUCGGUGUGGACGACCUGAGUGUCAGAGCAGCCAAGGCUUCCCGUGACCUCGCCAGUGAUAUUAAAUAUAAAGAGACUUACAUGAAGAACAAGAAGGCAGUGGGGGUCAACAUUAGCGACUCCAGGACGCUGCACUCUCUUCAAGUGGGCAAGAUGAGCAGUGAUAUUGCGUACAAGAAGGGCUCCAAGGAGAGCCAGGGCCAGUUCAGCCUUCCACUGGACAUGAUCAACCUGAGCCACGCCAAAAAGGCUCAGUCCCUCGCCAGCGAAGUGGAUUAUCGCACGAAGCUGCACGACUACACCGUCAUGCCUGAUGACAUCAAGGUCCAGCAGGCCAAGAAGGCGUAUUCCCUGCAAAGCGAGAACCAGUACCGUUCAGACCUGAACUGGAUGAAAGGAGUGGGCUGGGACACUGAAGGGUGUCUGAACGUUACUCAGGCCAAGAAAGCUGGAGAUCUACUAAGUGAUACUAAAUACCGUCAGAAGGCAGACAGCAUCAGGUUCACCCACGUGGCGAACGAUCUCUCCAUCGCACACGCCAAGAAGAGCCAGGAAUUGCAGAGUGACCUGUCGUACAAAGCCAACACAGAGCAGAUGAUACACCAGUACACCAUGAAUAAAGAUGAGCCCCUCUUCAGACAAGCAAAGGCUAACGCCGACCUUCUUAGCGGGAAAGUGUACAAGAGCAACUGGGAGAAGCAGAGGGAAAAAGGCUUCGAGCUGCGCUUGGACUCUCUCUCUAUACUCACCGCUAAAGCCAAAAGAGACCUGGCCAGUGAUGUUAAAUACAAGGAGAAGUAUGAGAAAAACAAGGGCAAGGUGAUUAGCAUUAAGUCCGUCAGCGAUGACUCUCAGAUGGCCCACUCUGCUCUGGCCACCAAACUACAGAGUGGCCGCCACUACAAGAAGGACUAUGAGGACACUAAGAACAAAUACAGCAUUUAUCUGGAUAUGUUGAACAUCAGCCACGCCAAGAAGGCUCAAGACCUGUCAUCCGAGACCAACUACAGGACUUUCCUCCACGAGUAUACGACUCUGCCAACUGACAGGAACGUCGCCUGGGCUAAGAAGGCCUAUGAACUACAGAGCGAUAAACAGUACAGGUCAGAUCUGAACUGGAUGAAGGGCGUCGGCUGGGAGGCCUCAAAAUCUCUGGAUGUCCAGCAGGCGAAGAAAGCCGGGGAUCUCGUCAGCGAGAAAAAGUACCGUCAAGGUGUGAGUGGUCUGAAGUACACCAGUGUUGAGAACACUCCAGAGAUGGUCCAAGCCAAACUCAGCAACAAACUGGCUGUUGAUAGGUUGUACAGGGAGAAGGGUGAAAGCAUGAAGCACAACUACACACUCAGCGGAGAGCUGCCUGAGAUGGUUCAGGCCAAGCUCAAUGCGAUGAACAUCAGCGAGAGCUGUUACAAGGAAUCUUGGACUAAGUUACGUGAUGGCGGUUACAAGCUGAGUCUGGAUGCCAUACCUUUCCAGUCUGCCAAAGCAUCUGGAGAGAUCCUCAGUGAUCAAAAGUACAGAGAAGAAUUUGAGAAGACCAAAGGGAAGAUGAUCGGACGGGGACUGCAGGAUGACAUGAACAUCACUCACUCGGUCCACGCCAGCAAGUUACAGAGUGAUAUCAAGUACAAGCAGGACUCAGCGAAGGAGCUCUCCAAGUUCCACCUGCCCAUGGACAUGCUGGAGGUCUCCCAUGCUAAAAUGGCCCAGUCGCUGGUCAGCGAUCAGGACUACAGGCUGACCCUGCAUCAGUACACCUCGCUGGCUGACGACAUGAAGGUGCAGGCGGCCAAGAAAGCGUACGCUCUGCAGAGCGAGAAACUGUAUCGCUCUGACCUGAACUACCUGCGUGGUGCAGCCUGGAUCGCCACUGGGGCUCUGCAGAUUGAAGGCUCCAAGAGGGCCUCAGACCUCAUCAGUGAUAAAAAGUACCGUCAGCAGCCAUACAGCUUCAAGCACACGUCUGUCGCCGACUCUCCAGAUAUCAUCCACGCUAAACUCAGUGGACAGCUCACAAAUGAACGUUUGUACAAAGAGAAAGGGGUGAACGACCAGCAUAACUACACUAUGACAUCUGAGAGACCAGAGAUCACGCAAGCAAAGAUCAAUGCAGCCAACUUUAGUGAGAUCAAAUACAGAGAGUCCUGGCACACGCUGAGGGCUCAAGGCUACAAACUCACCAUGCAGGACAUCCCCUUCCAGGCUGCCAAGAGCUCCACAGGCAUCGCCAGUGAUAACAAGUACAAACACGACCACCUGCUGGAAAAAGGGAAGCACAUCGGGGUCAAAAGCGUCUUGGAAGACCCGCGUCUUCUGCAUUGCCUGCAGGCGGGCCGGCUGGCCAGCGACCAGGAGUACCGCAAGGACGCGCUGACCACCAGCGGGCAGUACCACCUCAACCGGGACAUGAUUCACUUGGUGACGGCUAAGAACGCCCAAGCCCUCGCCAGCGAACAGGACUACAGGAAGAGGCUGCACGAGUACACGGUGCUUCCUGACGACAUGAAGGUCAAGUGGGCCAAAGCGGCUUACGACCUGCAGAGCGAGAAACUCUACAAGUCAGACCUCAAUUACAUGAAAGGAGUGGCCUGGGACGGUGUGGGUGCUCCUCAGAUGGAGUCGGCUAAGAAGGCUGGAGAACUUAUAAGUAAUAAGAAGUAUCGUCAGCUGCCGGACAGCCUGAAGUUCACCUCAGUGACCGACUCUCCUGAUAUGAUCCACGCUAAGGCGAGCUAUCAACAGUGCAGUGAGAGGCUGUACAAAUCUGGAAGGAACGAUGACAUGCACAAGUACACUUUACACUCAGAUGAUCCAGACUUUGUCAGAGCCAAGAUGAACGCUCAGCAGAUUAGUGAUAAAGUUUACAAGGCGUCUGGGGAGCAGGUGAAGACGUCGGGCCAUGACCUGAGGCUGGAUGCUAUUCCCUUCCAAACAGCAAAGGCCUCCAGAGAAAUUGCCAGUGAUUUCCGCUACAGGGAAUCCCACCUGAAGGAGAAGGGCCAGCAGGUGGGGCUGCGCUGCGUGGAAGACGACCCUAAGAUGGUGCACUCUAUGGCAGCCAGCAAACUCCAGAGCAACCUGGAGUACAAACGCCAGUCCAAGGAGGACCGCGGCCACUACAAAAUGCACGCCAACCAGCCCGAGUUCCUGCAGGCCAGAAAGAGUCAGGCUCAGGCCAGUGACCUCACCUACCGCAGCAAGCUCCACGACUACACCUGUGACUCCGAGCAGCUCAACGUCAAGCACGCCAAGCAGGCCUACAAGCUGCAGAGUGAUGUGAACUACAAGUCAGACCUGAACUGGAUGAGAGGAACGGGCUGGACCCCUCCCGGCUCCCACAAGGCCGAGCUGGCCCGCCGGGCUGCAGAGCUGGGGCUGGCGGAGGGAGUCACCGCUGAUGAGGCUAUUGCAAAUUAUCAGCACAUGAUGAUGAUACAUCGCCAGCAGCAGAUGGAGCAGCAGCAGAUGGAGCUGCAGCAGAUGGAGCUGCAGCAGCAGCAGCAGCAGCAGACUUCAGAGCAGGUGGAGACCAGCGAGGAGAUUAACCAAGGCGUCAACAUGGACGCCAUGGAGGUCCUCCACGUUAAGAGGAAGAAGACCAUCCAGAGCGUCCAGAAAAAGUCCACCACCACCACCAGCACCAGCACAUCCUCGUUCAAAUCCAUGGAGAAGAAGUCCAGCGCCACCUCGUCCUCCUCGUCGGCUGCCAUCCAGAGUGCAGUUAAGACGUCCAUGACUAGUAAAGCUGCUGCGAUAGAAAACGCGUAGAUCAGAAGAGUUUAUAGAUGGAUAUAGAUAUUGUACGUUAAAAAAAGGCCACUUUCAGAAAGUGGCAUUUGUGGUAUAUAUUUUGAUGAAGUGACUCUGUAGUUACAUGAGAUGCCACACUGAUGUCAAACGGAGCUACCGUAGGGAUUAAGCAUGUUGAAUCAGGACAGGACUUGUCAAGUUAGUUAAAAGGAUUGUCAACGUAUGUGGUGAGCAAAAGAGGAAUUCAGAAAGAAACUUUAUUAUCAGAUUUAUUGCAAGGUAUUUUUCGACAUUUUAUCAGAACUUGAAUGGGUUAAAUCGCCUCUAAAGGACCACGUUAAACACCAGUUCAAGCAAAAACAUCAAGAAACUGAAUUCAGGUUGUUUCAGGACAAAAGUGAUGCCGUUUGAAAUAUGAAAAGGAAAGUUUGCAAUUUGUAUAUUGAGUGUGUUUAGAAGAUGGCCAGCACUGCAGAGGAUUUUUUCAUCAUUUUUUUUUUUUUUUAAUCUUUAGAGACGAACACAGGCUGCGAGUUCACGGCACAAAUGUUGUCACAGCCAUGCAAAGCAAUGCAGUUUUCUUACAAGGUCUGCUAAUCUAGCGCACUUUGAGCUAGGCUCAGUGAAGAAAGAAGUAUAGGCCGACUGAAAUGAUGUGUCUGGCAGGUUCAGCUUUCGUGAGUUCGUAUCGGUGCCCCCUUUUUAACUCAAAGCUGGGCUGGGAGUAAAUGCUUGGAUUUAUCGCUGAUCAAAUAAACUGUUUUUUUUUCAAGGCAAA
Sebastes umbrosus (honeycomb rockfish) is the source of this 6644-nucleotide messenger RNA. Its product is annotated as nebulin-related anchoring protein. Gene Ontology annotation, biological process: cardiac muscle thin filament assembly. Gene Ontology annotation, cellular component: Z disc. The record is from RefSeq and is a predicted model, not a curated record. NCBI's taxonomy places the organism in Eukaryota, Metazoa, Chordata, Actinopteri, Perciformes, Sebastidae. Gene Ontology annotation, molecular function: actin filament binding.